AUGAAGGAGCACUUCUUCAAGUUCAUGCAAACCAUGUUUGAUUCCGAUCAGGCUGAACUUGCACCCAUAAUGGAACCACAGCACGAAUGUUGGUACUUGCCCAUAUUUGGUGUUUACCAUCAGAAGAAGGAUCAAAUACGUGUUGUAUUUGAUUCCAGUGCUAAAUAUGAGGGUACCUCCCUCAACGAUGUGUUGUUGAGUGGACCAGACCUGAACAACACAUUGUUGGGUGUUCUCAUCCGUUUCCGAAAAGAACAUGUGGCAAUCACGGCAGACAUACAGCACAUGUUUUAUUGUUUCAUUGUCCGUGAAGACCAUAGAGACUUCCUCAGGUUUCUAUGGUUUAAACAUAAUGAUCCAAAUGAAAAAAUUGUGGAUUACCGCAUGAAAGUGCAUGUGUUCGGGAACAGUCCGUCGCCUGCUGUGGCCAUAUAUGGGUUACGAAGAGCUGUUCUGUUAGGAGAGGACAAACACGACGCAGAAGUGAAACAAUUUGUAAUCCGGAAUUUCUAUGUGGAUGAUGGACUUGCUUCCUUUCCAACCAGUGAAGAAGCUAUCACCGUGUUGAAACGGACAAAGGAAGUACUUGCAGAAUCAAACAUCAGGCUGCACAAAAUAGCCUCUAACAACAGAAAAGUUAUGGAAGCAUUCUGUCAGGACGACUUGGCCAAAGAUUUGCACGGCAUUGAGUUACCAUCAGAUCCCUUACCUUUGCAACGAAGUCUGGGACUCGUGUGGAAUCUACAAACCGACACCUUUACUUAUUAUGUGUCAAAGAGAGAGAAACCGUUUACCAGAAGAGGCAUCCUCUCUGUGGUCAAUAGUCUCUAUGAUCCUCUUGGUUUCUUAGCCCCUGUAACAGUACAAGGUAAAGCAUUAGUCAGAGAACUAACUAAUGAUCAAUGUGAUUGGGACACUCCCAUACCAGCUGAAAGAAAAGAUCAGUGGAGAGCAUGGCUUGAUUCACUUCUGGAGCUUAAACAGAUUCAGAUUAAAAGGCCAUAUUUUCCCAUUUCUCUGUGUUCUACCAGGUACAGAGAACUAUGUAUCUUUGCAGAUGCAUCUACCAUGGCCAUAUCAGCUGUAGCAUACCUUAGAGCAAUUGACACAGAGGGGUACAGCCAUGUUGGCUUUCUCCUGGGCAAAUCUAAGUUAGCUCCUCGCGCUCCUUUAACUGUUCCACGUCUGGAACUUUGUUCUGCAGUUUUAGCUGUAGAAAUGGCAGACUUACUGACCACUGAGUUAGAUAUUGAACUACAAAGAGUGAAAUUCUACAUAGACAGUAGAAUUGUCUUAGGUUACAUUCACAACACAAGCAGAAGAUUUCAUGUGUAUGUUGCCAAUAGAGUUGCUCGGAUCAGAAGGUGUACUCACCCAAAUCAGUGGCAGUUUGUCAGAACAGACCAAAAUCCUGCAGACCAUGGAACACGUUUCAUAUCCCCGGAGUUACUGAACCAGACCAGUUGGUUUACAGGCCCUGAGUUUUUGCACAAAGAUGGAUCAAACAAUGACACAAUUCAUACAGAGAUCUACAACCUCGUGGAACCAGACACAGAUGUAGAGGUACGGUCACAAGUGUCUGCAUUAGUUACCAAAGCCUCUGAGAAGGAGUUUGACUCGCAACGUUUUACACGGUUCUCAAACUGGAAAGUACUAAUCAGAGCCAUAGCUAGCCUUGUACGCAAGGUCAGAUCUUAUGCUGGAAACCCUAACUCUAGAACAGACGAACUGACACAAGCAAGGAUGAUAGUUGUCAGAACUGUUCAACAGGAAACAUUUUCAGAGGAACUGAAGCGCCUUGCAGGGAAUGAAGAGGUGUCCAAGCACAGCAUCAUAAGAAAGUUGAACCCCAUCUUGGAUGAAGAUGGAGUAAUACGCGUUGGAGGACGUUUAUCAGCAGCCGACACAUGCUGGGAAGAGAAACACCCCAUCAUUAUUCCCAAAAACAAUCACAUCGCUACUCUACUUGUCAGACACUUCCACGAACAAGUUGCACACCAGGGUAGACAUUUCACAGAAGGUGCUCUUCGGUCAGCUGGACUGUGGAUAAUUGGAGGCAAAAGACUAGUAUCAAGUGUCAUACAUCACUGUGUAAUAUGUAAAAGACUUAGAGGCAAGCUUGGAGAACAAAAAAUGGCUUCCUUGCCUUCUGAUCGAGUUAACCCAAAUCCUCCAUUCACCAAUGUUGGUGUUGAUGUGUUCGGUCCAUGGAAUAUCUACACUCGACGAACCAGGGGAGGUCUUGCAGAGAGUAAGCGAUGGGCAGUUAUUUUCACAUGUUUGGGAACACGUGCCGUGCAUUUUGAAGUGAUAGAGUCACUGUCCUCCGCAAGCUUUAUAAAUGCAUUGAGAAGAUUCAUUGCUGUCCGAGGACCCGUCAAACUGUUUAGGUCUGAUCGUGGAACUAACUUUAUUGGAGCCUGUAAAGAGCUAAAGUUGAAUGCAGAGGAUCCAGAUUUUAAAAGCUAUCUACAGGAUCAAGGGUGCACUUGGGUCUUCAACUCUCCUCAUUCCUCACAUAUGGGUGGGGUUUGGGAAAGGUUAAUAAGUGUUGCACGGAGAAUUUUAAAUGCUUUGCUUCUUAAGACAGAUUCCACAAGGCUGUCGCAUGAGGUCCUUGUUACUCUUAUGUCAGAAAUCAUGGCCAUAAUGAAUGCCAGACCUCUGGUCCCCAUCUCGUCUGACCCAGACAUGCCACAUGUUCUUUCACCUGCCACACUUUUAACUCAAAAGAUAGAGGCCGUGUCUGCACCGAAAGGAGAGUAUGACAUUAAAGACCUCUAUAACAAACAGUGGAGGCAAGUUCAAAGCCUUGCUGAUGCCUUUUGGAAGCGCUGGCGUCAAGAAUACUUAACAACACUCCAACAAAGGAGAAAAUGGCAAGUAAACAAGCCAAACCUUCAGGUCGGAGAUGUUGUGCUUCUAAAAGACGCAGCACUCAAAAGAAACGAGUGGCCUACAGGAGUUAUAGCACGCGUCAUCCCAGUCAUCAUCAGGCAUUGUGGAGAUUCUCAAAAAUAA
Messenger RNA from Clarias gariepinus (North African catfish), 3021 nucleotides. RefSeq lists its product as uncharacterized. The record is from RefSeq and is a predicted model, not a curated record. Gene Ontology annotation, molecular function: nucleic acid binding. The transcript has a single exon. Gene Ontology annotation, biological process: DNA integration. Bases 1 to 3021 code for a protein of 1006 amino acids. Lineage: Eukaryota; Metazoa; Chordata; Actinopteri; Siluriformes; Clariidae.